AGUAUCGGCCACGUAGCUUAACGGCGUUUGACUAAGGAAACAAUUCGGUCACCACAGCUUGAGAAGUCGAAUGAACACAAUGCUUCUCGCUCUACUUGUACUGGCCAUUGCUGGUCACCUUGUCAAGGCGGACUACCUAGAUGACCAACGGGACUUGUCGGCAGCGACCUCUGGAUUCUCCCAGAGACUGUACCAGAAAGUGGCACUGGGCUUACCAAGUAUGGUCUACUCACCUUACAGCGUCCAUUCGGUAUUGGCAAUGACGUCAUUAGGCGCCAGAGGAAAAACAGCUACAGAAAUGAAACAGGCGCUUGGGAUUACAUCUCUUGCUGACAAUACUCAUGAGAUUUAUAAGAAACUUAUUUCGGAUAUGAACUCUGUACCGGAUGUGAAAUUAAACACAGGAAACGCCAUUUUUGUGAACCCUGCAUACGAAAUCGUGCCUCAAUUUGUGGCUGAUGUUGAGAGCAAGUACUUCGCCAAGGCUGGUAACAUUGACUUGUCUGCCCCUGGGGGACCAGAGGAACCAAUCAACACCUACGUGGCAAAUGCUACAGGAAAUAUGAUACAAAAUCUCCUUCCAAAAGGUUUGGUAUUGUCUGAACACCAUCAGUAA
Molecule: messenger RNA, 616 nt
Organism: Physella acuta
Lineage: Eukaryota; Metazoa; Mollusca; Gastropoda; Physidae
Product: serpin B6-like
Biological process (GO): negative regulation of endopeptidase activity
Molecular function (GO): serine-type endopeptidase inhibitor activity
Source: RefSeq, a predicted model, not a curated record